AUGGCUUGCAUGAAGUUCAAAUCCUACCUUGUUUCAUCUGUGAUACGAAUGUCGAGCCUCGGCGUAGCACCGUUGACUGACCCCAUUAAUGAAGCGCGGAUCUCGUAUCAUGUUCAUGGGACUAGAUUGGGUCAGAAGUCAUCCGAGCGCGAGGUUCGAUCAUUAACCCACUUCAUCAACAACCCAUUACACGUCCAGGGGAGCCAAAGGAAACGGGUCCGAGAAGCAGGCGAAGCGAUCGACCUUGCAGCAGCUGCUGCACGCGGGAGGAACAAGAGUGACAGCUGUCCUGCAGGCAUUCCAACCGCAGGUCCUCGACAAAGUGCCAAUAUAGAAUUGACGCCUCAAGACCAAGAUGGCGAUGAUCUAUAA
Messenger RNA from Ustilago hordei, 372 nucleotides. RefSeq lists its product as uncharacterized. The transcript has a single exon. Bases 1 to 372 code for a protein of 123 amino acids. The record is from RefSeq and is a predicted model, not a curated record. NCBI's taxonomy places the organism in Eukaryota, Fungi, Basidiomycota, Ustilaginomycetes, Ustilaginales, Ustilaginaceae.